Molecule: messenger RNA, 4389 nt
Organism: Aspergillus affinis
Lineage: Eukaryota; Fungi; Ascomycota; Eurotiomycetes; Eurotiales; Aspergillaceae
Exons: 1
Coding region: 1-4389 (1462 amino acids)
Biological process (GO): DNA integration
Molecular function (GO): nucleic acid binding
Source: RefSeq, a predicted model, not a curated record
AUGACAACUAGACACCAUACAUAUGCGCCGGAGACACCCAUAUCUACCGACCGAAGAUCGAACGAUUCAGCCGACAAAGAACGAUCGGGAGAUCAACCAUCUAACAUGAUGGAAGACAUGCGGGCAGGAUUACUCCGUCAAUUACGUGAGGAGAUGGCCCAGCAAUUACGAGAAGAAAUCAGGCGUGAAAUGCAUGCAGAGCAACAUCAGCCCUCUACACAGCAGCAACACCAAGAAACCAAUCGGGAUACCUCCUACGAGCGAAAUGCGGAGAUUAGACAACUAGAUCUUGUAUACCGUGAGCAGGAACAUAUCCGGAAAUUGGCCAAAUCAAAGUUUGGAACCAGAAAACCAACUACUUUGAAUGGAAGAGACAACUACACCACAUGGCGCGAUUCAAUUCAAAUGGAUGCCCAUAUGAUCGAGGCCAAGGAAAUCCUUGAUCAAACCAACCCACCAGACGGCAGCAACGAAAUUGAUAUUGCCAGAUGGCAGACAAAGAACGAGAUCCUACAUACAAGAAUUCUCCAAACAAUUGCAUCCCAUGUUCGAGAAACAAUCAGCUGGGAAGAUUCAACGCUAGCAGCCGAAAUAUGGGCUAGGAUUACAUCAACCUAUGGCCUAUCUGCAGCAGAGGAGCGAAUUAUGACUGUAAAAGCCCUAUUGGAUAUCAACCCUCAAGGCAACUAUCCAGCAAUGAUACGUGACUUUCAGCGAAUUGCAGCAAAGCUCCGCAGAAUGAAUCUAACAACCGAUGAUUUGAUUCACGAUAUUUUCAUUUGUUCCCUAGGUCAAUGGAACCAGAACUUCAUUCGUACAAAGCUAGAUGAGUUCUAUUCCAGCGGCCGAGGACCGAUCAAGAACCUGAACAUAGCAACUCUUGCAGAUCAACUAGUUGCUCGUGCACCUUCCUCAGCAUCAAGCAACAAAUAUGUUCCUCAGAAUCCUCAAGAAUUCAAGCUUGAGACAAAACUCCGAUUGAGCCCUACUGAAUUGAAAGAUUCUCCCCAAACGAAACGUGAUAGUCAGGAUCAAAGAUCUACACGUACAAAGACACGAUGUCAAGCAUGUGGUAAAGGAUACCAUAAGCCAGAUGACUGUUGGACACUUCAUCCAGAAAAGGCUCCCAAACGCCAUGAAAAUCCAACAUCAAAUGCAACCACAAGUGAUGAAAAGAAUCAAGCAAUCAGCAAGGAACUAGUUCUACGGAACAAUUCCCAAGCAAACUCGAUUAUUGUGACCCAGAUUAAGAAGCCUAAUGAACCUCAAUGGCUCUUAGAUACUGCUGCAGACUUUCACGUAUCAAAUCGAUAUGAUAUAUUCAGCAACCUCCAAGAAUACAAUGCAGCAAUCGAUGAUGCUGGUAGUCAUACACACCGGAUUGCCGGAAUCGGUACUAUAUCUGUCUAUGGUAUAGAGAUCUCUGAUGUUCGGUAUUCACCAACUAUGAAGGCGAACCUGCUAUCCUUCCGUCAGCUGGAUAAGCAGAAUUUUGACAUAUCUCUACUCGGUGCAGUCAAUGAGAAGUAUUUCCUUAUUAGAACACCUACAGGAGCGUCUCUCAGUGCUCACCCAGAGGAGAAUACAGACCUUUAUCAGGUCAAACCAAUUGCGUGCGCAGUGAAAUCAGAACACCGUACGAAAGAUGUGCAAAGGAAUGAUCAAAAAGAAGACAAUCCUGCUGCAUUACCUACAGCAACUAUGGAGGAAUGGCAUCGACGCCUAUCCCACAUCCAUUUUCGCGCGAUACUGAAACUUGCGCAACAGAAGAUCUUGAAGAUAAAAGGCCCAAAGACUUUAGCUUUCUGUGAUAUCUGCAGUCAAGCAAAACAGAAAAGACAGAGUACCAAGGACCCUGCUUCACGUGCCACAAAGAUCCUGGCACGAAUUCACAUUGAUAUCGCAGGUGGUGGCGCCACAUUAGAUUGCAAAGAUGAGGAAGCACCGCCAGGUAUCAAGAAUAUUCGCUAUUUUAUGCUGAUUACUGAUGAUGCCACUCGAUUCCGAUGGGUUUAUACUCUUCGUACAAAGGAUGAAGCUAUUCCUACCUUUCAAGGAUGGCUCAAGCACAUUAAGAAUCAAGGAUUUAACUCACCAGCUUUCGUCCGAAGUGAUCGCGAAUUCAUUACUGAAACAGUUAGAACGAUCUGCCAGACCUAUGGCAUUGUUUGGGAACCCACUACAGCCGAUUCUCCAUGGCAAGAUGGUGUAAGCGAGCGUGGAAUUCAAACGGUUCUGCAACGUACGCGUGCAACCCUAUACGAUUCUGGAUUACCACGUUGGCUCUGGCCACAAGCUCUACAGACUGCUGUCCAUCAUCUAAAUCGAACUUCCACGAGAGUCCCACUGUACAAUGACCGAAAGCCUAUGGCACCAAUAAGUGAUCCCAAUAUUCAACCAUGUACGCACAUUACGCCAUAUUCAGCUUGGACGAAUGGUACUGCUGAUAUCAAGCAUCUUACCAAGUUCGGUUCACCUGCUUGGAUGCACCUUCAUGGAGCUUCAAAGUCUGCAGGCAAGCCAACAAGCAAGCUUGAUCCUCGUGCAAAGAAAGUCCAUGUUGUUGGAUACCAAGGCUCCCACAUUUAUGUUGUCUGGGACCCUGAGAUCAAUCAGCUUCGCCAAACCAGCGACAUUUCGAUUAAUGAGGAAUUCAAACCUCUAUUACAGAGAUCUGAGACCAACGAACCUUCUAAGGUCUCAAACACCAGAGAAGACUUGCCCACAGAGGAUGUUACAGCUAUUACCUCUAGAGAUGUGUUUUAUCGACCAGCCAAAGGAUUUGCAAUCCUUAAAUCAAGUGAAUCACCUCUUCCCGAGCCAAAAUCGUACCGCGAGGCUAUCCAAGGCUCUGAAUCAAAGCAGUGGCUUGAAGCAAUGCAGGAGGAGGUUAACACCUUGAAAAGAAAACAUUGUUGGGACUUAAUUCGAAAGUCUGACAUGCCUGCUGGCACACGCGCCAUACCAGGCAGAUGGGUUUACAAGAAGAAACUCAAUCCUGAUGAUUCAAUUCGUUACAAAACACGAUGGGUUGUUAGGGGAAAUCUCCUUGAUAAAUCAACUUUUGAAGGGACAACAUACGCUCCAGUUAUUGAUCCUAUUACCUCUCGUAUCUUGCUUGCUGUCAGCGCCCAGAAAGGCUGGCAUAUCAUUCAAGCAGAUGCAGUUCUUGCAUUUCUGAAUGCAAAGCUAAAAGGUCAUCCAAUCUAUAUGCACCAACCGCUCGGAUUUACCGAAGGGGAACCAGGCACUCUAGUUUGUUCACUCCGUCAGUCCCUUUACGGCCUUACUCCGUCUGCACGCCUAUGGUAUGAUGAUCUACGAGCUUAUCUCGAAUCUAUUGGAUUCAAAGUUUCACCUCAUGACUCAGGUCUAUUCGUACAUGCUACAAAGAAGCUGUAUAUCACCACUCAUGUUGAUGACUUCAUGAUUAUUGGAGAAGAUGCUCAAGAUGCUACACAAGCACUUGAAGACCUGAAAUCUCGAUUUGAAAUUAAAGACGUGCCUGAAAUCAAACGAUAUCUAGGCAUGAAUGUUAAGUUAAUCCCUACGGGCAUCCAACUGUCACAGGAAGACACUAUCAAUGAAUUGAUUGAUUCUUUCGGGCUACACGAUGCUCACCCAACCAAGUCACCUCUUGAUCCUGGAACCGUCAUUGAUGAUUCUCCAGAUGUGACAAUCAACAUCAAGGAAUUUCAGCGCGGCACAGGCAGCCUGCAGUAUCUCGCUACAAAAACUAGGCCAGAUAUUAGUCGAGCAGCUUGCUUCCUUGCAGAAUUCAAUGCAGCACCUACAGCGAAAUGCUGGGCAGCCCUUAUGCAUGUAAUCAAGUAUCUAAAGGGCACGCGCACCCUCGGGAUCAAAUAUCAACAUAAUCCUACAGCUACAGCUGGCACAGGAACCCCAGAAGCUUACAGUGACUCUGAUUGGGGAGGUCCGCACACCAAAGCCCGCAAAUCAGUGGGUGGAUACGUUUUCAAGCUUGCAGGAGGACCAAUUGCCUGGCAAGCAAAACGUCAAACAUGUGUAGCAACUAGCUCUAACGAAGCUGAGUACAUUGCUGCAUCAGAAACUUCACGAGAAGCCUGUUGGAUCCGUGAAAUCAUGAAAGAUCUUCGAUUGUUCAACGAAUCACCUGCGCCUUGCAUUCCGAUGCAUAUGGAUAACAAAGGAGCUAUUGACCUCACUACCUCUGACAUGCAGACUAAAAGGUCAAAGCACAUUGAUAUUCGAUACCAUUACACGCGUGAUAUGAUUGAUCAAGGCAUCAUUCAAGUCAAGCAGAUCCCUACAGCCGAUAUGGUUGCAGAUGGCUGCACCAAGCCUCUGGGAUCUGAAGCCCACUCUCGUUUUGUUCAGCUACUUGGUCUUCAACGUGAAGACAAGUAA